AUGACGUAUUUCCCGUUCGACACGCAGACAUGCGACAUUCAGCUGGCCACUUGGUCCAGCACAAAGGAUCACAUAUAUAUACAGCCUGGUGAAGACGGCUUCAAUAUCGAAUACUUCGAGACUAAUGCGAACUGGGACCUCUUGAGCGUUUCCACGUUUGAUUCCAGUGAUAAAAAGACAUCAGCACUUUCUUUCCAACUCGUACUGAAGAGAAAACCCGUGUAUUUCCUGGUAAAUUUCACCAUUCCGAUCGUCCUGUUGUCUGUCUUGAACAUGUUUGUGUUCGCGCUGCCCUGUGAGAGCGGGUAG
Dreissena polymorpha is the source of this 309-nucleotide messenger RNA. Its product is annotated as acetylcholine receptor subunit alpha-1-B-like. Gene Ontology annotation, biological process: signal transduction; chemical synaptic transmission; monoatomic ion transmembrane transport. Gene Ontology annotation, molecular function: extracellular ligand-gated monoatomic ion channel activity; transmembrane signaling receptor activity; neurotransmitter receptor activity. Lineage: Eukaryota; Metazoa; Mollusca; Bivalvia; Myida; Dreissenidae. The record is from RefSeq and is a predicted model, not a curated record. The transcript has a single exon. Bases 1 to 309 code for a protein of 102 amino acids. Gene Ontology annotation, cellular component: neuron projection; synapse; membrane.